AUGCGAAGUGGGACUCCUUUUACAGAUAAUAAUAAUCCGGGCGUGAAGAAAAAUUGUCAAUUGCUGUCGUGUCGUCAGAAACAAACAGUCGAUUGGAACAUUAUCGAUCGUAAAAAGGGAGAACUUCAAGUUCAGUUUCAAGCUUUACCCAAAUAUUGUAAUUUCGAAACGUACGUCAUAGAAUUGGAAAUCUACGAUGAAACUAUGCCCUACGACGAAGGACUCAUGUGCAACACCGGAAACACGUCGUGGAAAACUCAUUCGAGAAGAAUAUUCGACAAUAGGUUUUGCUCAACGGGAGAAUCAUUCCCCGAAGACUGUUUACAGGUUCACGUCGUAAAUUUCAAUUAUGUUUAUUCUGGUUUUUACCGACUCAAAAUAACGCCUUACGUAAAUGGAAGCACGAGACAAGCUCAAAGAUCGUAUCGUUUGCACAUAAACAACACGGUUACGGAUUAUGUUAAGAAACAAUUUUCCGGUCUUCAUUUAAACGCUUCAUUCCAGUACAGGAGUUCGUCACGAGAAUUAAAUUUAGGGAUACCGUUACUUAUAGACGAUCCUCCCGAUACGAUAAGGAUCGAAGUGAAAUUUUCAAACGAUAGCAUCGAUUAUUACAACGUCAUGAUACACGUAAGACCCUUUUCGCGUUAUCUCAUUGUAAUUGAUAACAAAAAAAACAGAAUGGGAAACGAAAAUUCUACGAGCAUUCAAUGCGAAAACGAAUUAUUGAAAAUACCUUGGCCUUCUUGUCAAGUUCACAAAGCUGGAUUGGCGUGCACAUUUUACAACAUGACCCCUGGGUUUUACAACGUAUACGUCACAUUUACCGAUGAUAGAUGCAUGAGAGGUACGGUGUGGGCUGGCAAUCACACCGACCCGUGUUUCUGGGUUAUUAAGAAAGAAUUCACGGAGGAUCGAGUUUUGACGGAUGCAUUGAGUCCGGGAAAUGAUAAUUCGCAAUUUUUAAUUACGUCCUUAAUUACAUUGAUCAUUGUCGGAAUCAUUGCCACGUUUGUUAUAGUCAAGACACUGAAUAAGAGAAGGAAAAAAUUGAUUCAUCGACUCGCUGGAAAAAAUUUCGUCGUCGAAAAUUCAGAAAAAACCGAAAGCGAACAAACGUACAAAUUUAGUAGUAACGGGUACGUAAGUCAAUUAGAUUACGGUCAAAUAAUUGAUAUGAACGAACGGCAGCAAAACGAGUCGGAAGUGGUGCUCGUAUAUCCGAGAGACGUCCUUUCAUUCAUGGAAUUGGUGACGUGUUUGAGACGAGUUUUGGAAAAAGUUUUCGAGUGCAAGGUCAACGAUUAUUUCGAUCCGGAUAAGUGGGACGAAAUAAGCGCGAAUCCGAAAGAUUGGCUUCGGCGUCUGAUAGUCGAAAGGCGGGUCAAAAUAAUCGUGAUAGCGAGCGAAGUAUGUCCGAUCCGAACGGGUUCGCAAAAAAUGGGAGAACGAACGGAUCGCUACGAAAAAUUUCCACAUCCUUUCGACGAUUUGUACCUGUACGCGAUUCGAUUGAUUCGCGACACCAUGAACGAAGAAUCUUAUAAAAAUUUAUUUGUCGUUACGUUUGAAGGAGUGACGGAAAGUCAAAAUCGUUUGGAAUAUUUCAAUCCUUACACGAGAUUUUCACUCCCAAAAAAUUUCGACAAAUUAUUCGAACAUUUAAGGAGCGAGAGGGGGAAAAAUGGAGUCGAGCGGAAAAACGGAGAGAGUGGAAAAUUCGAUGAAAAAUUAGAAAUCCGUCAAUUUAAAUCACAAUUGAAUCGUUUAAUGAAUAAUUUAAAACCGUACGAAUAUAAAGAUUUUUAA
Messenger RNA from Pediculus humanus corporis (human body louse), 1809 nucleotides. RefSeq lists its product as uncharacterized. The record is from RefSeq and is a predicted model, not a curated record. The transcript has 9 exons. NCBI's taxonomy places the organism in Eukaryota, Metazoa, Arthropoda, Insecta, Psocodea, Pediculidae. Bases 1 to 1809 code for a protein of 602 amino acids.